UGGCAAAACUAUAUAAAGCUACCGCAUACGGUGCGCUUAUCAAUUGGUACAUUUCAUCAUUCGAGUUUUGUUUGCAGACAAGAGUGUAGCGAUAAUGUCGAUCAAGCUGAAAGCAAACAUAAAUAAUCCGCCAAUAAGUGGCUUGGCAACGGCACACCUUAUUAACGCAACUGUGCCCGUGGAGAUAAUCUGGAGCAAGGAAGAAACCUCGUUACAGUUUCCCGAUAAUCGCGUGCUGGUCUGUCACUCUAACAACGACGUGUUGCGUGCACUGGCCCGUGCUGCACCCUUUUAUAAGCUGUAUGGCGAGACUGCCAUUGAGCGCACACAAAUUGAUCAUUGGCUCUCGUUUUCACUUACCUGCGAGGAUGACAUAUCCUGGGCCUUGUCCUUUUUGGAUAAGUCUAUUGCGCCGGUCACAUAUCUUGUGGCCAACAAGCUCACCAUUGCCGACUUUGCGCUCUUCAAUGAGAUGCACUCGCGCUAUGAGUUUCUAUCGGCCAAGGGAAUUCCUCAACAUGUUCAACGCUGGUAUAAUUUGAUAUCAUCACAGCCGUUGAUUCAAAAGGUUUUGCAAUCAUUACCUGAAGAGGUUCGUGCCUCUGCAAAACGCGUGAGAGGCAACAACGUUGCUACCAGGGAAUCGACACCUAAAACUGGUGAACGAAAACAGGAGGGCAAAUUUGUCGAUUUGCCCGGAGCUGAAAUGGGUAAAGUUGUUGUACGUUUUCCCCCAGAAGCAUCUGGUUAUCUGCACAUUGGUCAUGCAAAGGCGGCGCUUUUGAAUCAGUACUACGCCCAGGCGUUCCAAGGCACAUUGAUCAUGCGCUUUGAUGACACCAAUCCCGCAAAGGAGACUGUCGAAUUUGAAAAUGUUAUACUUGGAGACCUGGAGUUGUUGAAAAUCAAACCAGAUCUCUUCACUCACACUUCCAAUUAUUUUGACCUCAUGCUGGACUACUGCGUGCAGCUGCUGAAAGAGAGCAAAGCCUAUGUGGACGAUACGCCACCCGAGCAAAUGAAACUGGAGCGCGAACAACGCGUCGAAUCGCCCAACCGCACGAAUACCGUCGAAAAGAAUUUGUCAAUGUGGCAGCAAAUGCUCGAAGGCUCCGACUAUGGCCAGAAGUGCUGUGUGCGAGCUAAGAUCGAUAUGACAUCGCCCAAUGGCUGUAUGCGUGAUCCAACGAUAUACCGGUGCAAAAAUGAGCCUCACCCGCGUACUGGCACUAAAUACAAAGUGUAUCCCACUUACGACUUUGCUUGUCCAAUUGUCGACGCCAUUGAAAACGUAACACACACUCUGCGUACAAUGGAGUACCAUGAUCGAGACGAUCAGUUCUACUGGUUUAUUGAUGCACUCAAACUACGUAAGCCUUACAUUUGGGAAUACAGUCGCCUCAACAUGACCAAUACGGUACUGUCAAAGCGUAAGCUAACUUGGUUCGUCGAUUCGGGUCUUGUGGAUGGCUGGGAUGAUCCACGCUUCCCAACAGUGCGCGGUAUCAUACGUCGUGGCAUGACAGUUGAAGGACUUCGGGAAUUCAUUAUUGCACAGGGCUCCAGUAAAUCGGUUGUGUUUAUGAACUGGGAUAAAAUUUGGGCAUUUAACAAAAAGGUUAUAGAUCCUAAAGCACCUCGUUACACAGCAUUAGAACACGAAAACCGAAUUAUAGUUAAUGUGGCUGGCGCCAAGUUGGAGAAAAUUGAGGUGCCUGUACACCCCAAAGACGAGACACUGGGGAAGAAAACAGUUACACUUGGUCCACGAAUUUACAUCGACUACGCCGAUGCCGAAGCAUUGAAGGAAGGCGAUAAUGCGACCUUUAUCAAUUGGGGCAACUUACUUAUUAAGCGCGUACACAAAGAUGCUAGUGGCAAGAUUACCUUCGUUGAUGCCGCACUGAAUUUGGAUAACAAGGAUUUUAAAAAGACGCUAAAAUUGACGUGGUUAGCUGUUGAAGAAGACGCCUCUGCUUACCCGCCCACAUUUUGCGUUUAUUUUGACAAUAUCAUAAGCAAACCGGUUUUGGGCAAGGAUGAGGACUUUAAGCAGUAUAUUGGACAUAAGACGCGCGAUGAGGUGCAAAUGCUGGGUGAUCCUGAACUAAAGAAGUGCAAGCAAGGAGACAUCAUUCAAUUGCAGCGUCGUGGUUUCUUCAAGGUGGACAAUGCCUAUGCCCCAGCCAGUCCCUAUUCAAAUGUCGCCUCACCUAUCAUUCUCUUCUCAAUACCUGAUGGUCACACCAAAGAUAUGCCAUCAUCUGGCUUGAAAAUUAAUGCAGCCAGCGCACAGGAUGCCAACAAAACUGCCAAUAAAACGUCAAAUAACGCUACGGAUUUGGACAAGCAGAUCGUUCAGCAGGGUGAUGUAGUGCGGGACCUAAAGGCAAAGAAGGCAACAAAAGGAGAAAUCGAUGUUCAGGUCAAGAAAUUGCUAAGCCUUAAGGCGGACUACAAAGCAGCCAGUGGCAAGGAUUGGAAGCCAGGCCAAGAACUUAUCGCACCAGCAGUCACGAGUUCAACAAACGACCCUGCUACAGUUAAUGCCAACAUUGUAAAACAAGGUGAUUUGGUGCGAGAUCUCAAGAGCAAGAAGGCGGCCAAGGGUGAAAUUGAUUCUGCAGUCAAAGUGCUGCUUGAAUUAAAGACACAGUACAAGACGCUAUCUGGACAAGAUUGGAAGCCAGGUACUACCGUAGCUCAAUCUGCCCCUGUGACUAAGUCAGAAGCCGCCAACGCCUCCGUUGCUAGCGUUUUGGCUCAGAUCAGUGCCCAGGGCGAUAAGGUACGGGAGCUGAAGAGCGCUAAAGCCGACAAGACCAUAAUCGACGCGGCAGUCAAGACUUUAUUAAGUCUUAAAGCAGAGUUCAAACAACUUACAGGAAGCGAUUGGAAACCGGGCACUACAGCACCAAGUGUUACUCCCAAGCAAGAGAAGUCACCGGACCCUGCUGCCGCCAGCACAGUAGCCACCUUGUUGGACAAGAUUACAAAGCAGGGUGACAAGGUACGACAAUUAAAAACGGCAAAGUCCGAGAAGUCGCUCGUGGACGCUGAGGUCAAACUACUGCUUGCGCUAAAAACGGACUACAAAAGCCUAACAGGUCAAGAGUGGAAGCCAGGUACAGUUGCAGCAGCUCCCACUGCCCAAGUAGCGACCGUUGACUUAACGACAGUUGAGACCAACAACGAUAUUGGCAGUUUGCUGUCUAAGAUUCAAGUGCAGGGUGAUAAAAUAAGGAAACUUAAAUCGGAAAAGGCAGCCAAGAACGUAAUUGAGCCAGAAGUUAAGACGCUGCUAGCAUUAAAAACCGAAUACAAACACAUAGCUGGCAAAGACUGGACUCCGGACGCUAAGGUUGAGCUGCAAUCGGACGCAGUAGUUGUUAAAAAAUCAGCUAGCCCCGAAGCAAUGUCUUCGCCUACCAAGGAUCAACUGACGCUGGAGAUCAAUGCCCAGGGAGAAAAGGUACGUGCCGUAAAAGGUGGAAAUGCGGCAAAGGAUAUCAUUGAUGAGGAAGUCCGUAAGCUUCUGGCGCUGAAAGCGAAGUACAAAGAUGUGGCUGGCGAAGAUUUUCCCGUCGCUGUGCGCGGUGGUGGGUCGAGUGCAAAGAAGGCACCCAAAGAACAACAAAAGCCCGCUGCAAAGUCAGUCAAGAAGGAGCCGACACCGACAACUAAACCGGAACCUACCAGCGGCGUCAAAAAGCAAACGCGAUUGGGUUUGGAGGCAACUAAAGAGGACAACCUACCCGACUGGUACUCUCAGGUGAUCACCAAAGGUGAACUAAUUGAGUACUAUGACGUAUCUGGCUGUUACAUUUUACGCCACUGGUCCUUUGCCAUAUGGAAAUUUAUCAAGAACUGGUUUGAUGCUGAAAUUACGCGCAUGGGUGUUAGGGAGUGCUAUUUCCCUAUUUUUGUAUCAAAAGCAGCACUCGAGAAGGAGAAAACACACAUUGCUGACUUUGCGCCGGAAGUAGCGUGGGUCACUAAGUCGGGAGAAAGUGAUUUGGCCGAACCAAUUGCUGUGCGGCCGACUUCCGAAACGGUUAUGUACCCCGCUUAUGCAAAAUGGAUACAAUCCUAUAGAGAUUUGCCUAUUAGGCUAAACCAAUGGAAUAAUGUUGUGCGUUGGGAAUUUAAGCACCCACAGCCUUUCCUUCGCACACGCGAAUUCCUCUGGCAGGAGGGUCAUACAGCGUUCGCUAGCAAAAUCGAGGCUGAGAAAGAGGUUUUGGACAUAUUAGACCUGUACGCGCAGGUGUACACCGAUUUGCUUGCCAUACCCGUGGUCAAGGGUCGCAAAACCGAAAAGGAGAAAUUUGCAGGUGGCGAUUAUACCACAACCGUAGAAGCUUUUAUUUCGGCGUCGGGCCGUGCCAUUCAGGGCGCUACCAGCCAUCACUUGGGCCAGAACUUCUCAAAGAUGUUUGAUAUUGUGUUCGAGGACCCUGAGACGCAACAGAAACAGUACGUGUUCCAGAACUCUUGGGGUAUCACUACUCGAACAAUCGGAGUCAUGAUCAUGGUACAUGCGGACAACCAGGGGCUGGUGCUGCCGCCGCGUGUGGCCUGUACGCAGGCUAUUGUGGUGCCUUGCGGCAUUACUGUUAAUACCAAUGAUGAAGAACGUGCUAAGCUGAUUGGCGCUUGCAGAGAUUUGGAAAAGAAACUCGUCGGUAUUGGAGUGCGCUGCGAAGGCGAUUAUCGUGACAAUUAUUCUCCAGGAUGGAAGUUCAACCAUUGGGAGCUAAAAGGUGUACCCAUACGUAUCGAAGUAGGACCAAAGGACCUUAAGGCGCAGCAGGCUGUGGCCGUGCGCCGCGAUACGGGCGAAAAGCUAACGAUAGCACUGAAUGAUGUAGAAAAGAAAAUACCAGAACUGCUGGAAACCAUUCAUGCGACAAUGUUAGGCAAAGCACAGCAAGAUCUUACUUCCCACACGAAAAUCGUCAAAAAUUGGAAUGAAUUUUGUAACUAUCUCGAUGAGAAGAAUAUUUUAUUGUCGCCGUUCUGCGGCGAAACACCAUGCGAGGAUAAGAUCAAAGCGGACAGUGCACGCGGAGAUGAGGCUGAGCCUGGAGCACCAGCCAUGGGCGCAAAGUCGCUGUGCAUACCCUUUGAACAGCCGACGGGCAUUACUGCCAGCGAUAAAUGCAUAAAUCCAAGUUGCAACAACAAGCCCAAAUUCUACACGUUGUUUGGUCGCAGCUACUAAUCUAAAUUAAAACUAUUUGUGCGUUUUACUUGCUAUUUCGAAACUCUAAUCUAUUAACGAACGAGAUUAAAAUGUCAAUAAAUAAUGUGUUUAUUUACACUUUGUCCUAUAA
This is a messenger RNA of Scaptodrosophila lebanonensis, 5336 nucleotides long. It is a transcript of the gene GluProRS, whose product is annotated as bifunctional glutamate/proline--tRNA ligase. The coding region runs from base 95 to 5224 and encodes 1709 amino acids. Gene Ontology annotation, cellular component: cytoplasm; aminoacyl-tRNA synthetase multienzyme complex. Gene Ontology annotation, molecular function: ATP binding; proline-tRNA ligase activity; glutamate-tRNA ligase activity. The record is from RefSeq and is a predicted model, not a curated record. Gene Ontology annotation, biological process: translation; prolyl-tRNA aminoacylation; glutamyl-tRNA aminoacylation. NCBI's taxonomy places the organism in Eukaryota, Metazoa, Arthropoda, Insecta, Diptera, Drosophilidae. The transcript has 6 exons.